Exophiala xenobiotica is the source of this 2012-nucleotide messenger RNA. RefSeq names its product homocitrate synthase, mitochondrial. Gene Ontology annotation, molecular function: homocitrate synthase activity. The record is from RefSeq and is a predicted model, not a curated record. Lineage: Eukaryota; Fungi; Ascomycota; Eurotiomycetes; Chaetothyriales; Herpotrichiellaceae. The coding region runs from base 249 to 1754 and encodes 501 amino acids. The transcript is spliced from 2 exons. Gene Ontology annotation, cellular component: mitochondrion.
CUCCCAUCCUUGCUAGCGACCUGCAGAAGACCUCUGGACCUUUUCUCAGCUGCCGAAUCACCGUCCCUGUUUUUGACUCAUUUUUCAAAUUUCACUAUUUACUCUGCUUCGACCUCACCGCUCGUGAUCUCCUGCUCUUCUCGCUUCCUCUAUCUCUCACACUUUGACACCACCACUACAGUCCCUCUCCGAGUCAUAUUACGGGUCCCUCUUCUCUCCCUACAUAAACUCUCACAUACGCACACAAAAUGUGUCCUUCGGCAGACGACGCUACGACAAACGGUGUCAACGGACACACUAAUGGCGUCAAUGGCCAUGCGAAUGGAGUCAACGGUGACCGCUCUGGCUAUACAGGCAUCCAGACGAGAGCUACUCCCGCUCCUCUCAACGCCAGAAAUCCUUACCUCCCUGUCGGCGACUUUCUCAGCAACGUCAGCAAGUUCCAGAUUAUUGAGAGCACACUAAGAGAAGGAGAGCAAUUCGCAAAUGCUUACUUCGACACGGCCAAGAAGAUUGAAAUUGCAAAGGCCUUGGAUGAAUUUGGCGCCGACUAUAUCGAGCUCACCAGCCCCGCAGCUUCCGAGCAAUCUCGCAAGGACUGUGAAGCCAUCUGCAAGCUCGGCUUGAAGAGAUCCAAGAUUCUCACUCACAUCAGAUGCCACAUGGAUGAUGCUCGGAUAGCGGUAGAAACAGGUGUCGAUGGAGUUGAUGUGGUUAUUGGAACGUCCUCAUUUUUGCGAGAGCAUUCCCAUGGCAAGGACAUGACCUACAUCAAGAACACCGCCAUCGAGGUCAUCGAAUUCGUCAAGAGCAAGGGUAUUGAGAUUCGAUUCUCCAGUGAAGACUCGUUCCGAUCCGACCUAGUCGAUCUGCUUUCCCUUUACCAAGCUGUCGACAAGGUUGGUGUCAACAGAGUUGGCAUUGCAGAUACUGUCGGAUGUGCGUCCCCCAGACAAGUUUAUGACCUUGUCCGAACUCUCCGUGGAGUGGUUUCCUGCGAUAUCGAAUGCCACUUCCACAACGACACCGGGUGUGCCAUCGCCAACGCCUAUUGCGCUCUGGAGGCAGGCGCAACACAUAUUGAUACCUCGGUCCUCGGCAUUGGGGAGCGAAAUGGUAUCACCACUCUCGGUGGUCUCAUGGCUCGGAUGAUUACCGCCGACCGAGACUAUGUCAAGAACAAGUACCGGCUGGAGAAGAUCAAGGAUAUUGAAGAGCUUGUCGCCGAAUCGGUCGCCGUUAACAUUCCCUUCAACAACCCAAUCACCGGAUUCUGUGCCUUCACCCACAAGGCGGGUAUCCAUGCAAAGGCUAUCUUGGCCAACCCCAGCACAUACGAGAUCAUCGACCCUGCCGACUUCGGUAUUGGCAGAUACAUCCACUUUGCGUCUCGGUUGACUGGCUGGAACGCCAUCAAGUCACGAGCACAGCAACUCAACAUCGAGAUGACCGACGCACAAUACAAGGAGGUUACCGCAGCCAUCAAGAGACUCGCCGACAUCCGACCGAUUGCGAUUGAUGACGCUGACUCGAUCAUUCACGCCUACCAUCGCGCUUUGAAGAUGGGCAAGAAGAACCCUGGAAACGAGGUCGAACUACCCAACAUGACCGAGAAGGAGAAGAAGCUACUAGCAGAGAAGCAGGCGGAAGACAAUUCGAUACCAGAGAAGAGAGAGCUGGACGAGACGGUUGAAGAUGAGGUCGCGAACGGGCACGCCAUCAAGAAGGCCAGAACGAAUGGCAUCACCGCUUAGAGGACGAAGAAUGUGUGAGAACGUUUAUUAGCAUUGAUUUUAUGAGAUCAGACGGCCUUGGAGAGACAAAAUCUGGGGCAUAUUCGGCGUCAUGAGGCAUGGUCCUUCUCAGCUGUUUUGUACAUAUCGAGAGUUGGUGGAUGAGCUGAGAUCUAAGCUCCAAAAAGUAAGAGGGAGAAGCAAGACUCUUCAUAGAUGGUUGAAGACCAAUGGAACAGUAGACCAGCUCCAUCAAACAAUUAUCAAUUUAUGCUGUGC